Messenger RNA from Klebsormidium nitens, 2509 nucleotides. The record is from the annotation of a GenBank genome assembly. Lineage: Eukaryota; Viridiplantae; Streptophyta; Klebsormidiophyceae; Klebsormidiales; Klebsormidiaceae.
CGAGUUUCAAUGCCACUCACGCGCCACUGACAGUGAUGGCUUCCGUCCAUGUACAGAAUGUGCAAUGCGCAUUCACUUCCGAGAAUCAUGCAAGCUAAACAGAUCAGCCAAGCACAGCGCUUCUGCUUCCCAAAUUGUUAGCAAAACAUACCUGCAAUACGCUCCUGACCUUCACUUGGUACAAGGGAUGCUUUUCAAAGUUGCGGUCCGAUGACAGGCGUCCAAAGGCUGCAGCGUUUGCUGAGCUCCCAAAGGCAGCUCCAUCAAACUGCAAUCAGGCAGUCAAGGAAAGCAGUCUGCCAAUGGGAGAAUGUGCAUUUGGGGGCCGUCAAGUGCUGCAGAGGAUUGGUCGACUUUCUCUCAGAAGAUGCUGCAGCUGAUGUACAUUAUGCAUCAGAUCAGAAGGACGCGCCACACGUAGACCAUCCUCGGAAGUCAGCAGACUGGUCAUCAUGCCUUGUCCCAAUUCCGAGCAGCUCUGCGACCCGAAUGCGGAGACCCCAUUCUCUGGGGAAUCCUCAAGCUGGACAGUCAAAGGUGUUUGCUGACAUUGGCGAGGGCUUCGCUCCAUUGACUUGGACCAUUGCAGACUUGAAUGCAACCGCUAAAAGCUUGCACAGCAGCAUUCUCAAUGCCAGCCUUGUCAAACGCUCACUCAGACAAAGUCCUCUUCAAGCACCACGCAGCAUCGCACGCAGCUCACCAUUACAUACGCACAGUCUAACAGCUAGCAGCCAUAGCCAUUCAACAAACAAGCAUAGCCUCUCAGUAGGUGGAACAAGGGGGUUUGCCACAGAAAGCGCCGCAGAAGUUGCGGACGUGUUAGUGGAGCACCUGGAUACUGACGGUUCAGAUCACCCCACGGAUGCUGACUUGGACAGGGCUUUGGGGGAGCCGUCGUCCAAGGCAAGCGUGACGGAUGUGGUGAAAGGAUCCACCCCAAAGGUAUCAAUUGAAGCCACCAAGCUGUUCAACCGCGUCUGGAACCAGGUCGUGAUCAAGAUGGGGGGCAUCGAGAGCCUGAACAUCCCCAAGGAGAUUGUCUGGCUCAACGGCGCUCCCGGCUCCGGCAAGGGCGCCAACACCCCGUUCAUUCUCCAGACCCGGGGCUUCCCAACAAAGGCGAUCAGCAUAAGUAACCUGCUGCAGGACGAUCAGGCGGCGCAGGAGAUCAUGAAGAGCGGGGCGUUGCUGAGCGACUCGCACGUGCUCGAGCUGGUGCUUGAAGGCAUUCUGAGGAUGGGGUUCGUGGACUCGCCGGACGAGGAGGGCGAUGAAAUCCCGGACGAGGACGAGAUCAUUGCCGGCGUCGUCGUGGACGGCUUUCCGCGCACCACGAUGCAGGUCGACUUCGUGAAAUUGCUGCACGACAAGUUGGCGGACCUUCACUACCAGCACAUGAGCACCGGCCAGGAGCACCACUUCCCGCGGCCAAUCUUCCGGAUCGCCGUUCUCUACGUCGAGGAAGAGGAGAGCGUGCGGCGGCAACUGCACCGGGGGCGCGCCGCGCUGGCGCACAACCAGCGGGUCAAGGAGAGCGGGUUAGGGGAUCUGGCGGAAGUGCGGGAAACGGACCUCGAUGAGAGGGCGGCGCGGCGGCGUUACCAGAUCUUCCGCGAGCACUACGAUACGCUGCUGCGGCUCAAGAGCUUCUUCCCAUUUCACCUCAUCGACGCCAUGGGCACACUCGCGCAGUGCCGGGAACAGAUCGCGGAGGAGCUGCAGUACCAGAGCGGGCUGGAGCUGGGCGAGGACACGUUCCGCGCGAUCUGCCACCUGCCGCUGGCCAAGAACCUGGUGAAGCAGGCGCGCCAGAACAUGGUCACGCGCCUCGACGCCUACAUGAAGCACGACCUGGAGACAUUCAAAAAGGUGAUUGACAUUAUUGAGCACGAGGUGAUUCCGAUCGUGCGCAAAUGUGCGCUCGCGGGGGUGGCCCUGUACAACACGGAGCGUCCGCUCUUCUUCCAGCACCCCGAGGCGUCCGAAAUGCUCGCGGACGUCCUGUCGGAGCGCGGCUACUACGUAACGUGGCAGACGAGGACGAGGGAAAUCCCUGUCAAGGUGGACCUGACGACUGGGGGCAUCACGUGCGAAAAGCGCGUGUCCCUCCAAUUCCGCAUCAAAUUUGACAGGCCGAUCAUCCGGGGUCCAACCUUGUAUCCCUCGGCUGAUGAGAAGGCCUGAGCGCGCAGUCUGUGUAGGACCCUAGCGUAAUUGUACAUUAAGUGGCACUCGGGCGCUGUGUUUGACGCCAAACGUGCUGUAAUAUUGGUUACUUCAGGCGUCUUGAGCAGAUUCAGGGGAACGGGCUCAGCAGUCGAGACGUCAGGUAUGGUUUACUCACGUUUCAAUCGUGGCGACUUUCAAACAUUUACGAAUACAGGUGCAUGCAGAAAGGUACUACUGCAGUCGUAUCCAUUUGCCCAAACAAUUUGAAUAUUUUCAUCGUUCCAGGGACCACGUUGCUAGCCCCGCUUUUCAAUUCGCGUGCGUCCCUGUGAGUGCU